AUGCGCCAGAUUGUCGGUAACCCUACCAACUCAGACGUCAAGAAGUCCGCUCUCCCUAACAUCGAAGAGCACUGGAAGCAAGAGUGGGAGCUCUGGUAUUUGAUGACCUCUGGCGCCGGCUAUUACGGACACAUCGAAGACCACUGGAAGCAAGAGUGUGAACUCUGGUAUUUGAUGACCUCUGGCGGCGGCUAUUACGGACGUGAGGUCAAACUGGUUCUGGAUUGGGCAUCGGAGAAGGCUGGACGUCCUUGA
Messenger RNA from Trematosphaeria pertusa, 255 nucleotides. RefSeq lists its product as uncharacterized. Bases 1 to 255 code for a protein of 84 amino acids. NCBI's taxonomy places the organism in Eukaryota, Fungi, Ascomycota, Dothideomycetes, Pleosporales, Trematosphaeriaceae. The transcript is spliced from 2 exons. The record is from RefSeq and is a predicted model, not a curated record.